CUGCUGCUGCCGCUGUUGUAAAGGUUUUUUCUACACCGUCACUGUCGUACGGGGCUCCGGCCCGGGCUUUCACCGCCCCCAGCUGCUGAGAAACGGGAAAGAAAUGUGUCACCCGUGUGCGAAUGAGGCGACAGACACCAGCUACAAUAAAAUAGAUAAACCAUCAUGAUUCCCAUCACAGAGCUCCGGUACUUUGCUGACACCCAGCCAACGUACCGUAUCCUGAAGCCAUGGUGGGACGUUUUCACAGACUACAUCUCAAUCAUCAUGCUGAUGAUUGCAGUGUUUGGUGGUACACUGCAGGUCACACAGGACAAGAUGAUCUGCCUGCCUUGCAAAUGGGUGGUCAACAAGUCAUGCGAGACCAUGCCCAUCUCAAAUACGACCACCCUCUAUGCAUCAGAACCAAAAGGCAUUCAGUAUGACCUUGACCGUCAUCAGUAUAAUUAUGUCGAUGCUGUCUGCUACGAGACUGAGCUACACUGGUUUGCCAAAUAUUUCCCCUAUCUGGUGCUACUUCACACCCUCAUCUUCUUGGCCUCUAGCAACUUCUGGUUCAAGUUUCCCCGCACAAGCUCAAAACUGGAGCACUUUGUCUCCAUCCUCCUCAAGUGCUUUGACUCCCCAUGGACAACAAGGGCUUUGUCUGAGACUGUGGUGGAAGAGAGUGAUCCUAAACCUCUUGGAAAAAUGAACGGUUCAAUGGAUAAAAAAGCCUCUUGCGUGAGCGAGGAUGUUGAGGCUAGUGUGCCAAUGCUUCAACGAACAAAGUCCAGAAUUGAACAAGGAAUAGUCGAUCGCUCUGAAACUGGGGUUCUAGAUAAAAAAGAAGGGGAGCAGGCGAAGGCUCUUUUUGAGAAGGUGAAGAAGUUCAGGAUCCACGUAGAGGAGGGUGAUAUAGUGUACCGUCUAUACAUACGUCAGACCAUUAUCAAAGUUAUCAAGUUUCUACUCAUUAUUAGCUACACAGCCUACUAUGUAGGUUACAUCAGGUUCAGUGUAGUGUGCACAGUGAACCUUCAGAAGCUAACAGGGUAUAACACAUUCUCUUGUGCCCACCCAUUGGCAACACUUUUCAAGAUUUUGGCCUAUUUCUACAUCAGUUUGGUAGUGGUUUAUGGUUUAAUCUCCAUGUACACUCUGUGUUGGAUGCUCAGCCGCUCCCUCAAAAGAUACUCCUUCGAAUCAAUCCGGGAGGAGAGCAGCUAUAGUGACAUCCCUGACGUGAAGAACGACUUUGCCUUCAUGUUACACAUGAUAGACCAAUAUGACCCUCUGUAUUCCAAGCGCUUUGCUGUAUUUCUGUCAGAGGUGAGUGAGAACAAGUUGAGGCAGCUGAACCUUAACAACGAGUGGACGUUGGAGAAGUUGAGGCAGCGCAUCACCAAAAACUCUCAGGAAAAGCUGGAGCUACAUCUGUUCAUGCUCAGUGGGAUCCCAGACACAGUAUUUGAUCUCAUAGAGCUUGAAGUGCUAAAGCUGGAGCUCAUCUCUGACGUAACUAUACCACCAAUCAUUGCCCAGCUUUCCAACCUGAGAGAGAUGUGGCUUUACCACACACCAGCUAAAAUCGAGGCUCCAGCUCUGGCUUUUCUGAGAGAAAACCUGAAGUCACUCCAUAUCAAGUUCACUGACAUCAAGGAGAUCCCACUGUGGAUCUACAGCCUGAAAAACCUCAGUGAGUUGCACUUAACUGGGAACCUGAGUGCAGAGAACAAUCGUUACAUUGUCAUUGAUGGGCUCAGAGAGCUCAAAAGGCUCAAAGUUCUCCGUCUGAAAAGUAACCUGACCAAGCUGCCACAGGUAGUGACAGAUGUGGGCGUCCACCUCCAGAAGCUCUCCAUCAAUAAUGAGGGUACCAAGCUUAUGGUGCUCAACAGCCUGAAGAAAAUGGUCAACCUGACGGAGCUUGAGCUUGUUCGCUGUGACCUUGAACGCAUCCCCCACUCCAUCUUUAGUCUGCACAACUUGCAGGAGAUUGACCUGAAGGACAACAAUCUGAAGACAAUAGAAGAGAUCAUCAGCUUCCAGCACCUGCAUCGGCUGGUGUGCCUCAAACUGUGGUACAAUCAGAUCGCCUACAUCCCCAUUCAAAUCGGAACGCUUACCAACCUGGAGAGGCUCUAUUUAAACAGAAACAAGAUUGAGAAAAUCCCCAGCCAGCUUUUCUUCUGCCGCAAGCUGCGGUUCUUGGACCUGAGUCAUAACAACCUAACCAACAUCCAUGCUGAUGUUGGUUUCCUCCAGAACCUGCAGUACUUUGCUGUGACAGCAAACAGGAUUGAGACUUUGCCCCCAGAGCUCUUCCAGUGUAAGAAGCUGCGUACUCUGAAUCUGGGUAACAACUGCCUCCAGACGCUGCCUUCGCGCUUUGGAGAGCUCACAGGGUUGACCCAGCUAGAGCUGAGAGGGAACCGUCUGGAGUGUCUCCCGGUGGAGCUCGGCGAGUGUCGACUGUUGAAGAGGAGUGCACUGGUGGUGGAGGAGGACGUGUUCACCACGCUGCCAUCAGAAGUCAAAGAACAGCUUUGGAGGGCGGAUAAGGAGCAAGCUUGAGCCAAAUCCUUGGUGGUGAGAGAAGUUUGAUCAAAGAAAAAAACAAGCAGUGAUUGUUCUUGUUUACGAAAGAGACGCAAACCUCUGUUUGUGAUGAGGCUUUCCUAACAGGGUCUGUGAAAACAUGGACGUCACAUUUCAAGAAUUUUAAUGAUAACUUGGUUUAGAAAUAUGUUUUUUCUGUCAUUUCAUCCCACAGGGAUGCAAGUAGGUGACAUCUAAUAUGCAUGCCACAGGACCUGUCAAAAGCAAACCCGUUUAUUGGAAAGGGCGUAAAAAAACUGAAACACUUUGCACGAUUGAGGCUGACGAGUAAGCUAAACAUGCUUACAUCACCUCUUUGCAGUGGCAUACACGCACAAAUGUAACAUACUCAGAGCAGUGUUGCCUGCCGUUCCUUUUGCCUUGAGCCUCAAAAUGUAACUUUUUUUACAAUUACAUUUGCAGUUGUGGUGCAGUGUGACUUAGAAUGCUAGCAGACUCAACAUUACAGUGCAUCUGACAACCAAUUUGGUAAGCCCCAAAGGUCUGCCUCUUUGGUUUUCAGGCUCCUCUCCUGUACAUUCAACAUGCUUUCGGUGCGAGAUUUUACAUGAAUGGAGUGACUCCGUGAGAAAGAUCAGGAGAUAAUCCUGUACGUGAUCUCACAGCUUAGGCCUUAACUUAAUGAAACGACAUCAAAGAAUAACUGUUCAGCAAAAAAGAAAAGGGAACACAUUUUACUGUACACUGUCUGAAUAGACUGCAGUUUUUGUAGUUAUAAUGUCAGCCUGUUAUGUUGGAAGUUGUGGAGUUAUGGUGAAGAAAUGCAUCAUUCUUCUUGGACUCUUUAUUUUGCUUAUGAAAACAUCGCAUCCUCUGCAUGGCGAAACAUUGCAGACAUUACUGGUGUAUCUUAAGGUUAUGAGAGAUGUGUUUUUAUAUGGGUGGUUAUAUGGGUGGAUUUCACUCCCCUAAACAUAAUUGCGUGUUUUAAAAUGCUACCACAACCUGGUAUCAUGUCUCUGUAUGCGAGUCAGGCCACAGAGUGAUUGGAAAUUCCAGGCAGUGAUUAAAUGCCUUCAGUUAAGAAUUGCUAUUAAUAUUAUUAUUAUAAUUAUAAUUAUUGUUGUUGUUGUUCAUUUUGUUAUCACUCAGUCACCACAACACUCCAGAAUAAGAACACAUAGAAAGGUUAUGGGAUGUAUACUUGUAGUGCAAGAUCCUGUGACCUUUGUUCAAUUGAAGGCACGUUGCUUCGCUGAUGAGAUUAAAAUUACACAUUGUCCUGUUGCUCACACAUUCAGACAACACACAGUCACAGAAGUCAUUCUUAGUUAUUUUCCAAUUCUGUUAUGCGCGAUUGCACAAGCAAGUCAAUAAAAAUACAGAAAUCAAGGCACAUGUAAUGCCUUGUAUAAUUUUUAAUCAUGAGUCCCGUGAGAAAGGAUAAUUGCUUAUAUGGCACUACAGAGAGGAUGAGCUGAAGAUGUAAGACAAGACAGACUUUACUCUCUGCCAGGUACUGCCAGUCUGAAAAUGAAAAGUGUUGACAUCCGUGACAUUUUAUUUUAUUUAUUAUGCCUGGUUUAUUCCAGGAAAAAUGGAACUUUGAUUAAUCGCUGAAUAACAAAAUAAGGACACACAGGGAAUUGCAGAGUGAACGAAACAGGUUUUAGUGACCUACACAAGGGAAACAUUUAUUUGUAGAGAAAGAGAGUAUGCAGAGUAUGUGAUUUCAUGGUGCAUGGUGCAAAUCAGUGCAAACACUGCUUUGUGUGCUUGAAACACUUUUCUUUGGCUUAGGAUUUAAUAGCAUAAUUUAGCGUAUAUCUGCUAGGUUAAACCCAUCCAGGCAUCUCUAAUAUGGCCUUACCUUUUACAAGCAGUAUGCCCUGUUAAUGAUCACAAACAUGUUAUUUCAUGUAAAAUGUACAGCUGAAAUGUAUAACCUCUUUGUUUCCUGUAUAUCAGUUAGUGAUCUUAUUGUUAUCAGUCUUUUUCCCUUCUCCAUCUUUUUUUUUUAAUUUUUUGUUUUAGCCGUUGAAUAGUUUCAUUGUAAUAAUACAACCGCACUAUUGUUCCCCAUGGGUUAUGUUGCACUGAGGCCUUAGUUGAAUCCAAAUGUCCUUCUAGGAGUCACAUGUUAAUUGCUCCCUUACUGUCUUAAAGUGCAGUCCUGUGUUGUCUUCAUGUGUUCAUUAGCAACCAGUUUUAAAGGUCAGAGAUGCAGUCAAAUGCAAAAAAGGAACAGAUGACACCAAGGAAGGCAGUAAUGCCAUGCACAUGUGACAUAUUUACACAUUAGUUUUGAAGUAGCAUGUCCACUUCAGUAUCUUGGCUCUGGUUAAAUUUUUAUGGUGCUAAGUGAUAGCAAGAUUAUUUCUUUUCCAUUUUACAUACAGUAGCAACAAAUAGUGUCCUUUUACCAGCUCGAUGCAUAUAGUAAUUUAGUUACCAGUCCAUAAAACUGCAUAUAAGACAUUAUAUUGCAGUGUCAUAGUUCAUUGUAGUGGUGCAGUGCAGCUGAAACUAAAAACCUCCCUGUUGCUUUGGGCUCUUCUGCCAUAACUUGCUAGUCAUGUUAGAAGUUCAACAGUCUUGCACAAAAAUUCUUUUUUCAUGGUUGUGGUUUAUUGAGAAGAUGUUCUGACAUGUAGUGCAUGUGUCCAGCCCUAAAUUAUUUCAGGUGUACUUGAGUACUCUUGAACUUCAGGGAAGCCAUUUGAGUCUUUCUCAGGGCGUCACUGGGAGCUUAUUCACGUCGUAUCAGAGUUGUUGGAUUUGCUAAAAAUGUUCGUGAACAACUGCACUAGUUUUUUGUCAAAGUUUAGAUUUGUAUCCACAAACAUUGUUUGUUCUGACCUCCAGACGAAUGACGACAGUAAUGUCAAGAUACUUCGCUUUGAGUCAUGUGUUGAGUUAACCUUACCCCCAUUCCAUUUCCUGUGAGUCAGUGUGACUGUGUGAAAUGAGCUCAGUCAGCCUUAAAGGGAGGACAUUUGUGACUAAUGAAAUGCCCCAUGGUAACAAACAGCUCUUGCACGUGAUUAGUUAUCAUGUCUAAUGUUAUCACCUUUAAAAGCCACAAUCGACAUAUUUAAAAUUAGUUUUCUGCUUGCAUUUGCAUUCUUUGUUAAUAUUUAAAUGUAUGUUUCAGUCUGAAAUAUAGCGGAGUGUCUGUUUGUAUAGGUAUGCCUUAAGUAGUGUAGUUGUUGUGAAGCAGAGUUAUUGAUCAGUUUAUUCUCACAAGUAAUUACCAGUUUUUGUCCCCAAAAACAAGACAGUGUUCCACAAAUGCACAGAACCAACUCUUGACAAUCUUUCAUUGUACAUAACGGUACACAGCAUCUGUUAAUGUGUAAUAUUCCUGAACCACUUAUAUAAUCGUGUCACAUACCAUUUCACAAGAAAAUCAAACAAUCCCACUCAAAUAACUGCCAUGGUUGCAUUGACAUCUUUUCUCUAUUUAUGUAUGAAAAAUGAAAUGUUUUUUUUUGUUAUGAUUGUAUGUACUGUGUAUGGCAUUUUUCUGUGUUCUGAAGCCUGUAGUUCAGGGCUAUAAGAAGUGCUGGUUGAUUUCCUUAUCUGGUGUCCUGUCCAUUUCAUUUUGCAGCAUGAAUUUGUUGAUGUUGAACUUAUGUGCAUUAUAGCCAUACUAGAGCUGCCCACAUACACCCAGCCACAGUCAUUGCUGAAUAUAAGCCUGAACGCUGAAUCACAUGACACAUAUAUGACAAGGCCUUUAUGAAUUUACUGUUGCCAAGUGGACUGGACAUUGGCUUUUGAAGCUCGAUGUCUAUUUCAAUGAAGAACUAAACUUUGAUUUCCUAAUGUUCAAACCCUACUUUUGUACCAUUCUGACACAUAAUAAUAAAAGUAACACUUAACACGAA
This is a messenger RNA of Solea solea (common sole), 6431 nucleotides long. RefSeq names its product leucine rich repeat containing 8 VRAC subunit Aa (gene lrrc8aa). Lineage: Eukaryota; Metazoa; Chordata; Actinopteri; Pleuronectiformes; Soleidae. The transcript is spliced from 3 exons. The coding region runs from base 166 to 2556 and encodes 796 amino acids. The record is from RefSeq and is a predicted model, not a curated record. Gene Ontology annotation, molecular function: protein binding.